Molecule: messenger RNA, 1809 nt
Organism: Truncatella angustata
Lineage: Eukaryota; Fungi; Ascomycota; Sordariomycetes; Amphisphaeriales; Sporocadaceae
Product: 26S proteasome regulatory subunit-like protein
Exons: 4
Coding region: 236-1633 (465 amino acids)
Biological process (GO): proteasome-mediated ubiquitin-dependent protein catabolic process
Cellular component (GO): proteasome regulatory particle, base subcomplex
Molecular function (GO): ATP binding; ATP hydrolysis activity; proteasome-activating activity
Source: RefSeq, a predicted model, not a curated record
CAGCGUGCAGCUGCAGUCCAACGUCAAAGUUCCGCGCUGGGGGCUCUGCUGUAAUUGUAGGUCGGAGAGCUUCCAUCCAAACCAGCUACAUACCCAAAACAACACCACCCACCCGAACAAACCCACCAUCAUUUGAGGACCAGUACUUCUUCAUCUUCUUCUUCCUCUUCCAUUCCCUGCCUCACGCGCACCUUUCCCCGCUCAUCCCAGCAUUAUUCAAGCAGCACACUCCACCAUGUCUAGCGCACAGGAUAUGGAGGGCGUCACACAUCGCGAGCCCCAGGACAAGAAGCAGGGCGGCAGCGGUGACGGCGACAAGGAGCAGGACCAGAACAAGAAGCCCAACAACGAUGGUGAUGCCGAGAUGGACGACGCCGAGGACGACGAUGAUAUCCUAGAUGAGGAGGUCCUCAGUCUCAGCACCCAGGACCUGCAAACACGGAAACGACUUCUCGAGAACGACGCCCGCAUCAUGAAGAGCGAGUAUCAACGGCUGUCGCACGAGAAGGCAACCAUGGCCGAGAAGAUCAAGGAGAACAUGGAGAAGAUUGCAAACAACAGACAAUUACCCUACCUGGUCGGUAACGUGGUUGAGCUUCUGGAUCUUGACCCCACCGCCGAGUCCUCAGAAGAAGGCGCCAACAUCGAUCUCGAUGCGACUAGAGUCGGCAAGUCCGCAGUCAUCAAGACCUCCACGCGGCAAACCAUCUUCCUCCCCCUCAUCGGCCUCGUCGACCCAGAGAACCUGAAGCCCGGCGACCUGAUUGGUGUAAACAAGGACUCAUACCUCAUCCUCGACACCUUACCUGCUGAGUACGACAGCAGGGUCAAGGCUAUGGAGGUCGAUGAGAAGCCCACCGAGAAGUACAGUGAUGUGGGUGGUCUCGACAAGCAAAUAGAGGAGCUAGUAGAGGCCAUUGUCUGGCCCAUGAAGGAGGCUGAACGCUUCAAGAAGAUCGGCAUCAAGGCCCCCAAGGGUGCGCUGAUGUACGGCCCUCCCGGAACCGGAAAGACUCUCCUCGCUCGAGCCUGCGCCGCUCAAACCGAUGCCACAUUCCUGAAGCUCGCCGGUCCUCAACUCGUACAAAUGUUCAUCGGUGAUGGUGCCAAGCUUGUGCGAGACUGCUUCGCCCUCGCCAAGGAGAAGGCACCAGCCAUCAUCUUCAUCGACGAGUUGGAUGCCGUCGGUACGAAACGUUUCGACUCGGAGAAGAGCGGUGACCGUGAAGUGCAGAGAACCAUGUUGGAACUUCUGAAUCAGCUCGACGGUUUUGCAUCCGAUGACAGGAUCAAGGUUCUUGCCGCUACCAACAGAGUCGAUGUGUUGGAUCCCGCUUUGCUUCGGUCAGGACGUCUCGACAGGAAGAUCGAGUUCCCUCUACCCAAUGAGGAGGCUCGUGCACAGAUUCUCAAGAUCCACUCGCGUAAGAUGAAGGUCUCUGAUGGUGUGAACUGGAACGAGUUGGCCCGAAGUACCGAUGAGUUCGGUGGUGCCAUGUUGAAGGCGGUGUGUGUAGAGGCUGGUAUGAUUGCUCUGCGGUUGGGGAAGAACAAAAUCGGCCACGAGCACUACGUGGACGCCAUCACCGAAGUCCAGGCCAAGAAGAAGGAUACGGUCAACUUCUAUGCAUAAUUUCAGACACAUCGUGGGCGAAGGCAAGACAUAGAAUUUGUGAUGAUAGACGAAGUGACAAAUGUAAUACUAGCUGGCAUAAGUCACCAACCUGGCUUCUUUAUCAUCAGUACACGCACUUCUCCUAAGCUGCAUUGUGAGCUUGAAUAAAAGCCAUGCUGGAUCGUAAAACAAAC